Pelagomonas calceolata is the source of this 1239-nucleotide messenger RNA. Lineage: Eukaryota; Pelagophyceae; Pelagomonadales; Pelagomonadaceae. The record is from the annotation of a GenBank genome assembly.
AUGAUGGCGGGAGAGCGCCAAAAUUACAAAUCAAAAUCCAGUACGACGGCGACCGCGCAAGCCGACGCGACGCGCAACACGCGCAACAAUGACGGCCAGCUCCGCACAGCCGCUACCUCCGCUGCGACGGCCGCGCCCGUCAACGCGGCGCAAACCAGCGAGCUCUGGGUCCGCGUCGAGAGCCGCAGCCGGCCCGGGCGCUUCUACUGGACGACGACGGACGGCCUGCGGUCGCAGUGGACGCGGCCGGCCGCGCGCAAGAUCGUGCCGCCGACCAACGUCGCCGGCAACCUCGGGAAGCUGCCCGGCGACGCGCUCAACCUGAUCCUGGCGGACUACUGCGACCCGGCGGCGGCCGCGCGCGCCGCGGCGGCCUCGCGCGGCGGCUACACCGCCGCGGCGGCGCCGAAGGCCUGGCUGGCGCGGCUGGGUCUGACGCCGCCCCCGGGCAAGGACCCGCUCGCGCUCUUCGCCAAGCCCUCGCUGCGCCGCGACGCGCCGCGGAUCAUGUGCUGCGACGCCAAGGGCCGCGAGCUCUUCGCGGCGCGGCGCCUCGAGGAGCUCGACGCGCAGGAGCGCCCGGACGAGGCCGCCAGGGCCUGCUUCGAGAAGUUGAGAAGAGACGACUGCACGCGCAAUUUAGUUGCGGACGGCGCGCUGACGGUCGCUGAGCUCGUCGAGUGCGCCCGCAGAUACGCGGACAAGGCGGCGCUCGGCUCGGACCCGAAGUCGCUGUCGCCGCGGUCGGCCGGCCGCCACACGUCCGUCGUGCGCCACGUUCUCUUGGCCGACGACGAGAUCGACGCCCUCCUGGCGAAGCGGAGCCCCGCGAUGGCGCGCCUGCGCCGCCGCGAGGCCCUCUCGGCGCUCGACGCGCUGGGACCGGCGCCGACGCGGCUCUCGCUACUGACGAUCGAGGCGGCGAAGCCCGACGCGCUCGCCUUCGCGGCCUACCACGCGGAGCAGCUGCGCAAGUGCUGCGAGCGCUUCCGCGGCGUCCGCGACCCCCGCGCCUUAGUCCGGGCGACGCUCGACUUGUCGCCGGCGCUCCGCGGCCGCGUCGCCGUCGGCCGCCUGCCGCUCGAGGACGCCUGCCGCUACACGGCGGCGGACCGCGCGCGCGCCGAGCAGGCGCUCCAGCGCAAGCGCACGGCCAUGCGCCUCGAGGACUUCUCGCGGAAGCGCUUCCGGCCCGCGGCCGUGGCUUCGCGCCCGGUGCCGGUCUUGGGCGCGUUCUAG